Molecule: messenger RNA, 951 nt
Organism: Wickerhamiella sorbophila
Lineage: Eukaryota; Fungi; Ascomycota; Dipodascomycetes; Dipodascales; Trichomonascaceae
Exons: 3
Coding region: 1-951 (316 amino acids)
Source: RefSeq, a predicted model, not a curated record
AUGCCAGGUGCGGAUGAGGUUACACAAGGACCUGCAGAUGAACUAGAAGCACCUGAGCCGCUUGCGAUAGUGGAGCCGGACUGUGCACCUGAGCUAGAAGCACCUGAGCCCGUAGCUGCAACAGAGCCGGACUGUGCAGCGGAGCUAGAAGCACCAGAUUGGCUAGGAGUAGCUGAGCCGGAUUCUAGACUGAGCUGGGCUAGAGGGGUUCACAGUGUUAGAUGGGCAAGGUCCAACCGUAGUCAAAGUGAUGGGACCACUAGUGCACGGUUUCAACAACGGAAUGGUGAUAGGCGAAGAAAGCGUAGCGCCAAUUUGGUUGACACUGUUGAUAAGCUUGUUGAUGUUGUCGAUAUCAGCACAGUCGUAGCAGCCACUAGACUUGGCGAGAAUAGAAGCAAGCGUACCAAUGACGCUGUUCAGGCUACCGAUAAGACCCGAAAGAAUCAAUUUGAGGACGGGAGCCAAGACACCGCUGCUAUUGGCAAGUUGCUGUGCAACAUUCUCAAUAACAGUGACCAAGUUAUCAACGAUCUUGAAGAUCGACAACAGCGCAUCACCAGCGAGACACGUAACCCCACCAAGGGCAGCAAGCAGAGCGUCGAUGGCACCGGUAACUGCAGCAAGCAGAGGGCUAAGCGCGCCAAUAUUACCGGCGGCGGCAAGCCAGAGCUGGGAGAUUCACCGCAAGCACACGCGGUAGCGCUGGGGAUAAGGCCAGUGGUAGUGAUGAGGGUAGUGCAGACAGAAGCAGCAGGGGCACUAGAGACAGCAGAAGGUGAACUGGAUACAGCUGUGGGCGCACUGGAGGCUGCAGAAGGUGCACUAGAAGCUCCCUUAGAUCCACUGGGAGCCGCAGAAGGUGAACUGGAAGCUCCCUCAGACCCACUGGGGGCCGCAGAACGUGCACUAGAAGCUCCCUCAGGAACACUGGAAACAGCCGAACAGUAG